AUGUUUAUUCUUGAUGAAAAAGAUUCUGACGUCUCCAAGGAGAACCUGGACGACCUUUUCCCUAACGAUGAGGAUGAGCAGGGCCCAGGCAUGCCGCAGCACAACACAGGCAGUGCCGCCGUGGCGGCCGCCCAGCAAGGCGGCUACGAGAUCCCGGCGCGCCUGCGCACGCUGCACAACCUGGUGAUCCAGUACGCCUCGCAGGGCCGCUACGAGGUGGCCGUGCCGCUGUGCAAGCAGGCGCUGGAGGACCUGGAGAAGACGUCCGGCCACGACCACCCCGACGUGGCCACCAUGCUCAACAUCCUGGCGCUGGUCUACAGGGACCAGAACAAGUACAAGGAGGCCGCUAACCUGCUGAACGACGCGCUGGCGAUCCGGGAGAAGACUCUGGGCCGGGACCACCCAGCGGUGGCGGCCACACUCAAUAACCUGGCUGUGCUGUAUGGGAAGAGGGGCAAGUAUAAGGAGGCGGAGCCACUGUGCAAGAGGGCCCUGGAAAUCCGGGAGCAGGUUCUGGGUAAGGAUCACCCCGACGUGGCCAAGCAGCUGAACAACCUGGCUCUGCUGUGCCAGAAUCAGGGCAAGUACCAGGAGGUGGAGCAUUACUACCAGCGGGCCCUGGUCAUCUACCAGACCAAACUGGGACCUGACGACCCCAACGUGGCCAAGACCAAGAACAACCUGGCAUCCUGUUACCUCAAGCAGGGGAAGUUCAAGCAGGCUGAGACGCUGUAUAAGGAGAUCCUCACGCGAGCCCACGAGAGGGAAUUCGGCUCUGUGGAUGAUGAGAACAAACCGAUUUGGAUGCAUGCAGAGGAAAGAGAGGAGCUGAGCAAGGGAAAGCAGAAAGACGGGUCGCCCUUUGGAGAGUAUGGAGGCUGGUACAAAGCGUGCAAAGUGGACAGCCCCACCGUGACUACCACGCUGAAGAACUUGGGCGCCCUCUACAGGCGGCAGGGCAAGUUUGAAGCUGCAGAGACCCUGGAGGAGGCUGCAAUGCGCUCGCGAAAGCAGGGCCUGGACACGGCACACAAGCAGCGUGUGGCGGAGGUCCUGGGCGACCCUGAGGCUCGCGAGAAACAGCGCAGCCGCGAGAGCCUCAACUCCGAUGUGGUCAAGUAUGAGAGUGGCCCGGACGGGGGCGAGGAAGUGAGUAUGAGCGUGGAAUGGAACGGGGACGGCUCCGGCUCGCUGAAACGCAGCGGCUCCUUCAGCAAACUUCGGGCCUCCCUGCGGCGCAGCAGCGAGAAGCUGGUGCGCAAGCUGAAGGGCGGCGGCUCGCGGGACAGUGAGCCCAAGAACCCUGGCAUGAAGCGUGCCAGCUCGCUGGGCGUUCUAAACGCACUGGACCAGGCGGCCGGGGAAACCAUCCAAGAACGAAAUAAUCGUCUGAGGAAAAAGCGCGACCUAAGUGCCAGCCACACGGAUCUGGCGCACUGACGGUCUUGUCGGGAAGACCGCCCCCUUUCUGAGCAGACGGUAGCCCACGGUCUCCCAGUGUCCCUGCCUCACAGGCAUUCCUGUUUUCCUGCGACUGAACAUAUACACCCUCUGUCCGCUCGAUCUCUGCUGACUGAGGUUUUAAGUCUCACCGCCAUCUUGUUGCUGGUUUUUCUGGAUGGGUGCAGAGAAAUAUCCACCUUCGCAAUGAAGUGUGUAGGACUGUAGGUGGGCUCACUUCCGAGGAGCAUCAGCAGGGGGCGAUGUGGUGUUUUCAUUUUAGGUUGGGUUUUCAUGUAAAUAGGGGGUUUCUCUCAUUGAUCAUGUUUAAACUGUUGUUACCAUUCAUCUUGGUUAUUAUGCUUGAAAUGUAGCCUUUCAUCUCCUGGGUGAGUGGUCACAGGGUACUAUAGUGCUGCCCUCAUCACUGACCCCAAGGUUUCACUUCACUGGCUGUUUUCAAUACUGACAAGCUCUUUCGGAAAGGCGUCUGUUUACAUUUGGUUAUAGAAGCUAUGAUUUCUGUUGGGGCAGGGGGGGUGGGGCUGCAUUUUUGGGGAUUUUAAAAGCCUUGAAAUUUUCACAGAGGCUUAAACACUGCAUCCGCUUCAAGAUGGAUACUUAGCUGUAGAUAAAAGAGCUUUGACAAAUUAGACUGCAGCUCGACUGACUCAGACUCUGAUCUGUCUGUCUCUCAGGAUUCAAACGAAAAGUAAAGAGCAGUUUUAUUACAGUUUAUAUAAGUCUUUGAUGUGCACUUAACUGAGAAUGAUUAGACUUAUGCCUGUUACACUCUUCAAAAAGGGAACUUAAUCCCUUUAUAUAUUAGCUUAGAUUUUUUUUAUAUCAGCUGCUGAUUAGUAAUGACAAAUUUAACUGGUUUGUCUAGAAAAGCAUUAGUGUUAAAGCUGCCUAUGGACUGUACAUGUUUACAGUCCAUUUAAAAUACAAAUGUUACUUUAUAAAGAAGAGGUUUGGUUUUGUUCAUGCAUUAAAAAUUGUUUACCAGAUUCCACCAUCUUACUCAGAAACUAGUGGUCUCUCUAUUUUUGGCCUCAAGGAGAAAAAAAAAAAGUAUGAAUGUGGGAAUAAGGCAUGUGGCUCUGAAUAUCUAAGAGGUCUGUCUCCACAUGGUGGAAGGAUCUGGAUUUUAAGUGCUUGUACUCCUAAUGGGGUAGAGGAAAGCAAGCUGGCUGAAAGGCAGUGAUGAAUUUGCCAUUAAGUCAGACAUCUCAUUAGGAAUGCGGAUCAGAGUGUCCUGUUGCCUUUGUCCGACUGCCCAGAGAACUGAAACAGCCUGACAACCGGGAGUGAAAAGUAACAGGAAGUGGAAAGAGAACGUCGGCCGUUUUUGAUUGAAAAAGGGUUUGCAAGGAGCAGAGAAUAAUCAAACUGCAAAUCCACCCAUCCUUUGUGGAGCCUAGGGUCUCUCAGAGGAAGAAGGGUCUGAGGCAGGUCGAACCCUGGACAGGAUGUCUUGUCUAUCAAACUGUAGAUGUCCUUCGCAAAAGCUGGAACUAUGCUGAGACUGUUGACGUUAACAGGAAGCUGACAGGAAAUGUGCAGGAUGUGCUACUCUACGUCGCUGGUGGUUAGGGUGAGGAAAAUAAGGCACUGUUAGUGUGUCUAUUUCAUGUACUCCAUUUCUGCUUUAACCCUUUGCACAGGACGUAUAGAACGCCACAUACACACUAAUUACCAGUGACACUCUGUCCAAGUUGCUACAGUGUGACUUUAGAAAUCCAUUGUUUUCAUUGUAUUCAAACUACCUGUAAAUGACUGUACUGAUAAAAAAAUUAAGCCAGUAACAUAAAAAUAAGCCAUUAGUUUGUAGUAACAUACCACGUGCAUUGUUUUCCCUGCUUUGAAGUUGUUGUUUGUGAAAGAACUGAAUGUAAAAUAUCACUUAUAACAGGGAAAUGCCUGUAGACUGUUGAUCAGUUUGUGUUAUGAUCAUGACAUUUUAAAUUAUUUUAUUCUAUGUUCUUAAGGUUCAUGUGGUGGUGGAAUAUUUUUAGUCUGAAAGCAUAUAUGGAUACAAAUAUGAAGAUCACUGUGUGAAUUAUGUACUGUUCGUAUUAGAGGUUAAGUGUCCCAUUUCCAUUUGCUUCUGUCUUACUGGUCAUUUAAAGUAUUUAAAAUACAUGUGUUCCCUCCAUCUUA
Paramormyrops kingsleyae is the source of this 3606-nucleotide messenger RNA. Lineage: Eukaryota; Metazoa; Chordata; Actinopteri; Osteoglossiformes; Mormyridae. The record is from RefSeq and is a predicted model, not a curated record.